GUCAUCGUCGACCAAACAGGUAUAAAUUUGAAAGUAAGAUGUUAUGAAUCAUUAAUAGGAGUUGGGUAAUCCCGUGAUUUAAAAGCUAUGGUCCGUUAGGGUUUUGACCCAUUAAAAUUUGCAUUUUAAUUAUUAAUACUGCUUGUGAUAAAGGACAACCCUGGUGAUAAAAAUACGUAAAUAUGUUUACACAAGGCCGCGGUAUUUACAAAGUACCGCUAAAACGUAAGGCAAGGUUGAACGGGUCAAAUUGAUAAUGGCGUUAAUAACAGACACCGCUCAAUUCAAAUUUCCGUUGCUGAUGUGAAAUGGAAGAGGUUCAGCUUAUAUUGAGAAACUGCGAUGCCAUUUGCUUUGAUGUGGACUCGACUGUCAUACGGGAUGAGGGUAUAGAUGAACUAGCCAAAUUUGCCGGGAAAGGGUCAGAAGUGGCCAGCAUUACAGCGAAUGCUAUGGGCGGUAGUAUGACAUAUCAGGAUGCCCUUAGUGUACGCCUCAACAUAAUCAAACCUUCAUUAACAAUGGUUAGGGAUUUUAUAAGGACCUGUCCUCCGACGCUCACCCCCGGAAUUAAAAAAUUGGUGGAUGUGUUGCACACUACCGGUAGGUCCACGUACUUGGUAUCGGGAGGUUUUCUAAGUCUAAUAACACCCGUGGCCAAGCAACUGCAUAUUCCUUUGGAAAAUGUAUACGCAAACAGGCUAAAGUUUUACUUUAAUGGCGACUAUGCUGGGUUCGACGAAAAUCAACCCACUUCCCGUACGGGAGGCAAGGCUGUCGUUGCGCAACACUUAAAAGAUACUUACGGUUACAAAAAUUUAAUAUUUAUAGGCGAUGGUGUUACGGAUCUCGAGUCUUCGCCUCCUGCGGACGCUUUUAUCGGUUAUGGAGGGAAUGUUAUUAGACCCGCAGUUCAAACAAAAGCCAAAUGGUUCGUGACCGACUUUAACGAGAUCUGCGACGUUUUGCUCGCCAAUUAGCACCCCUCCUAUUAUGAUUUUAAAUAAUAAAAGGACAGCAUUUAAAAUCGGAUUAUUAUU
Cylas formicarius (sweet potato weevil) is the source of this 1040-nucleotide messenger RNA. Its product is annotated as phosphoserine phosphatase. The transcript has 4 exons. Gene Ontology annotation, molecular function: magnesium ion binding; L-phosphoserine phosphatase activity. Gene Ontology annotation, biological process: L-serine biosynthetic process; dephosphorylation. Gene Ontology annotation, cellular component: cytoplasm. The coding region runs from base 309 to 980 and encodes 223 amino acids. NCBI's taxonomy places the organism in Eukaryota, Metazoa, Arthropoda, Insecta, Coleoptera, Brentidae. The record is from RefSeq and is a predicted model, not a curated record.